Molecule: messenger RNA, 1224 nt
Organism: Pseudozyma hubeiensis SY62
Lineage: Eukaryota; Fungi; Basidiomycota; Ustilaginomycetes; Ustilaginales; Ustilaginaceae
Exons: 3
Coding region: 1-1224 (407 amino acids)
Source: RefSeq, a predicted model, not a curated record
AUGAGCGGCCUAGAAGAUCGCCUUAGCGCGGAGCAUUCUGCUUCGAAUCGACCCCCUCACGAAAACGAUCAACAGCAGUCUGCUCUCGACAGGCCGUCAUCGUCUGAAUUCAGAAAGGCCACCGACACAUCGGAGCCCACAGGAUCUCGCGUGUCCAGCCGACAACACCAUGACACCAGCACUGAUGGUCACAGCAUGCGCCCGCCAAUCCUUCCUGCCCCGAAAAGUGGUGGAGGCCUACAGUAUCAAUUGCGAGGCGAAUCGUCGCAGCCUCCAGCGCCUUCGCUACCUCCGGGCUCGAGGCAAUCCACCAGACUUGCUUCUACGAGCAUGCAGAGCAUGGAUCGUCUGAGUGGCUCUUCAGAUUCUCCUUACUCACCAUACUCUGAGCAUUCGUACCGCAGUCUUGCUCCUGCUCCGGCUUAUCAAUCCAUUCCCGCAUUGGGACCUCGCCAUCAUCAUUCCAAACGAGCUGCUCCUCCCAUCUUCACUUCCGACAACGAAAGAGAGCAGCUACACAAUCUGCGCACAGCACCGUUGGCGCCUCCGCCUAAGCUUUCGGAACUGCCGCAACACUCAAGUCGUCACUGGCAAUAUAAACUGAUCAUCCGCCAGCAGCCGCAACAGGGGCGGCUCUGCGGUCUCGGAAGCAAAGACAAACGGCCUUUGGACCCUUUGCCUAUCCUGCAGCUACGCAUCAUAAGCCCAGACGGCACUGAAGACGAAGAAGCCGAAAAUAGCUCCAACCUCGUCCUGCAAGUUUCUCUUUACAAGGAGGACCCCGUGACUGGUACGCAUACGGAAGCAGUACUCGUAGAGACCAACGAUCCAUCGUAUCCGUGGACACGCAUGCUCGAAGGCCGCUUGGUCGCCAGCGCCAACGUCGCUCGUGAUCUUGAUGGUUCCAGAGCCUGCUUCUUCGUCUUCACCGAUCUCAGCAUUCGUCAGGAAGGGCCGUUCCGCCUCGCAUUCAAGCUGUUGGCCCUCGGACCACCGAGCAUGGGACCUGCGUCUGCUAGCGGCCACAUUCUCGCCGAAGCGCUCACCGAGCCGUUCACGAUCUACAGUCCACGACGUUUCCCUGGAAUGACUGAGUCGACCGAGCUCGCCAAGUGCCUCGCUCGCCAAGGCAUCCAGGUGCCCGUGAGGAACGACAUUCGCAAGAGGCAGGAGCAACCAGACUCUUUGACCGCCUCCACCGACGAUAUGAACAAUGUGGAAUGA